UCGGGAAAACCUCGAAUCGAGCUUAAGAAGGUAAACAAAUCAAUAAACACCAGAAAAGUUUCGUUUGUAUUGUAACCUCAUUUUCUUCCCGAAAAGUAUAUCACAAAGGAAAACCGGCCGGACCACCUUAGGCAUUCUCAACUUCAAAUUAUCUGAACUUUCCUAAAAUUUCUAGAUAAUCGCGAACAAGCAAAUUAACUUUAAUGGCAAACUGGAAUAAGCAAAACGCAUAACUUCUUUAAAAAUUAACUUUUAACUUACUAAUGCAUUUCACUGUGCCCAGAAGGACGCUCGCGGCAGAAUUUCUAACCAUUCUUUGAUGACUACAAAUCUUCGAAUGGAUCUUCAGGUGGCAGUUCCUUCAUUAUGUUUUGUAAGAUUUGAGUUUUCUCUAUGGAUAUUAGACCUCGCGUAUUUAUAUUUCGCAAAGAUUUUUAUUCAAAUGAUGCAAUAUAUAUUUGGCGCAUAUAUGAUCUUGGCACUAUUUGCUAAUAUUUACUCUGGUGUUUGCAAGAGUGAUGCUUAAACCUCCGUGAAUUUACGUUGAACCUUGGUCAAUGCCUCUCGCUCGUCCGAAGACGCAGACAAAACGCCUUCAUUUAAAACGCUUAUCACAUUCCCUUGUAUAAGCAACACUGCUCUUAUUUGCAGUCGACGCUCACCCCGGGGGGGAGGCGGCGCUUAUACAAAUUCUCUCCUUUGAGAUUAAUACGGUAUGACGUAUUUUGACUUUUUUUUCCCUUGCUUGGUCCCCAGAGGGUUUGUUAAUUUUAUUUUCUAAUUCUUGAUAGAUCCUGAGUUUGGGCGGUGAAGCGACAGAAGCUUCAUCAAAAUGUGAAGACAGGUAUAUUUGAUCAUGCUAGAGUUUUGGAGAUUUUGAGAGCAGAUCUCUGGGGCCAACCUUGUUGCUCGGAAGUUGGGGAGUAAUUAAAUUUUUUACGUUAAAGUCUGGUACUUAUUCGAGCACGGCGUUUAAGUAAAUACCAAAGUAACAUGUAAACUUAAUACACAAAUUCAUUCCAUUUCUUUACUUCAAAGAACAAUGCAUAAAAGCAACUGCCUAGCCCAUGUCAGUUUAAAUCCUCCGAUUCCUUUAAAGUUUAUAACUUUGACAAAACUGCAACAAAGAUUAGCUGAACUUCAUAAAUCUUUUCUUCAAAUGAGCUUCGACCUUUAAAGCCAUGUCUUAAUUGAGAAAGCUUCAUUUGUCAUUAAGCCUAGCAUCACAUUGAUUCUCACAAAUUACAACUCUUGUAACCAAAACGGCUCUUGAAAUGUUAAGAACCUCUUUAACAUCACUUGUUCCCAUAUUUUAAAUAACGAAACGAACUCGCUUUCAUACGAGCUUCUAUACUUAUUACAUUUAUGGUUAAAAUUUAUCCCAUUUAUAGUUAGUAAUUUAUUACAUCUAUGGUUGAUUAUUAUUACAUUUAUGGUGGGUAUUACAUUUAUGGUUGAAUUUUUAUUACAUUUAUGGUUGUUCAGUAUUACAUUUAUGGGUGAUAACGUGUAAAGGUCGUCAAUCGCCCGAACUUGACAUUUACCGUAUCGCCAAAAUAUUUAUCCAAUGAAACUAAAAUUUAUAUUUUCAUUACUACAAUAGCUGUGGUCACACUACAGUCUUUUACCUAGGUAAAAGCAAUUUACCUAGGGUAAAUUCAUCAAAAAUCUCCCGAGGUUAAUUCAUCUCGGGUUUCGUUUUACCUUGGGGAAAAUUCUGGGAAGGUCACACUACGGUUAUCGGCUCCCAAGGUUUUCACGCCAGUUGAAUAUUUUGGAGCGUAAAUUUAAGAAGGCAAGAUUCGCCGGGAUCUAGCUGAUCAAAGAGAUGUUUUUUCUUUUAUCUCGCUGUUAUUUACGCUAAUUGAACGUGCAAGGUGAAGAAAGCCGAAGACAGAAGACAGAAGCACGUGAGUCGUUAGAAUGAUGGGGAAUAACCUUAGGAGAUGUUUACAUGAGAAACCUUGCACCGACGCGCGUUUCAUACCGGGACGACUUUUUGAUUUCGUAUCGUGUUUACACGAUGACUGGGUCAUUUCAUAUAUCGUUAUUUGAAGAUACACUUCGUGUUGAUAAAAUACAAGUGUGAUUGAAAAUCGCAAACAUUACGCAUGCGCUACCCGUUCCAGUCUACCAGCAGACCGAUUUCACACCGAAAGGGGUGGACGCUUCGCGUUUACAUGAUACCGUUGCGAUAUUUCGUACCGGAGUGAAAUUCUCGCCCCGGUACAAGAACCGGGACGAACUCACGCCGGGAUGACUCGAGCUGGCAUGACAUUUUGUGGUGGUAUCAAGUAAACAAAUAGAGUAAACAACAAGUAACAAGUAAACAACAAGAGCCAUGAGAGGGAACCGUAGUGAACUCGCUCCUGGACGAAAGUUGCCCCGGUGUCAUGUAAACACCCCUUUAGUCAACUUGGGACUCGCCUGCAUGGUCACUUUCCUUUUCUUGUUUAUGAGGAAUAAUAUAUAGAUUUAGCCAGGGCUAAAAGCGAAGCUCUCGAUAAUAUUUAUAGUUUGUUCAAACAAAAUAUAAAAUCGUGUAAUGUUAAGCGGCGAAGCCAACGCCAGAGAAUGGUGAAAGACAACAAUAGGUCUAAUUAGCAAAAAAAAAAGCAACUUUUCCCGGUGGAACACACUUUUUUUGUACAUUUCUUUGCCGUUGUUUUGCACGAAUAUAGCGUGAAACUUCCAGAAACUUCUUAGUAACACGUUUUAUGGAGGAAAUGUCGUACGUGUUCUCGUUCACUUUUUUUUCACUGCCGUUCAUUUUCACCUUGCAUUGGUGGCCGAUAGCAUUUCCCAUUUUGUGACCGCCGCUACAAAAUUUUCAUGUUGUUCUUCCAACAAAAAAAUGUCUCCGUUAUUUUUUAUCUCUCGCUCUAGACCUCCAGCUCCGUCGCCCUUUUUCUCGUUGUGCUUCGCUGGCCUGCCUCCUACUUUCUCUUUUUCUCUGUCUUUCUCCUGCUCUAUAUUCCAAAUUUGUGGACAUGCGAAUUACUCUAAACUAAAUACUUUAGACAACACGGAUACAGAAACAAUUUUCGCUUUCCGUUUUCGUCUUUUUUGACCCUUUAGUUGUCUCUGCUUUACAAGACGCCGGUGGCUAUGCGAUUUCCCGCCAAAAUAACCUCCAGUUGCAUUUGGGUUGCCAUACCUGUUGAUUGAGUUAUUUUACAUUGGUAUGCCUGUCGUGCGGACGGACGGUCGGGCGGGCGGUCGUUCGGUGUACGGUCACGUGAUUACCAAAUUUUUCGGAUGGGUAAAUUACUUCAUUUUUUCUUACCCAUGGUGCUCCGCUGGAGUACUUCGCGCGCGAGGCCCCGCUAUCAUGCGGUUAUUGCAUGUAAAGUUUAUGCUAUUGAGUAACUGCGGCACUUUUACAGUUUAUCACAUAGUUUAUAACGAUAUUAUUAUUAUUUUUUCCAGAAACAUAAUAUGUAUGGAAAGAAGAAAAUAAAAGUUUCCUUUGUGAUUUUAGCCGCUGUUAAUUUAUUUAUGCAUGUGAACUCCUCGGAAAAAAGACGGAUAACAUGUGGUAAGAGAGGGUCUUUUUGUUUAUAUUUUUAUCUCUUAGACAGCAUAAUUCCAUCCCAAAUUGAUACUAGAAGUUAAUUUCUGGUCUAAACACUUUGAAUUCUUUCCUCGUCGACUUUUUAUGUCUUUUCAUUUAUCUUACUAACAAUUGACUUAAUGCUUGCGGUGUGGUGAAAUUAGACUCUCCCAUGGUUCUUUUUUUUCUUUUUUAGUUAAAUUUUGACCAAUUAGCAAAGAUGUAUUGAUAGAUCUCAGAAGAGCGCCUUCAAAUCAGUAAAGCUGUCAAAUCUAAGAGCCUAGAGCUGGCUCCGGAAAUUGGUGAAGUUUUAAUUUUUAAUUGAAGGAGCUGUUUAUCCCGGCCUGGGCUUUUUAUUCGUCCCUGAGCCAGAGGGGAGUUUCAAGGUGCUCCCUAGUCCCCCUCCCCCACCAAUAAUAAUCGAAAAGUAUCACGAUGAUGCCACGAAACUUAGCAGGUUUGUAUCAAAUCAUCAGGCUAACAACGUGGCACUGAUCAAAAAUUAACUUACGACAUGUAUGACGUCAUAAUUACGGCGGUAGUUUAAAAUUUGCAUUUUCAAUUUUUUUUACAUCUUUUUCCUAGACUCUGUAAAACCAGAUUCAUUGGUACUUUUAUUUAAUUUUAUGACAAAUGCACAAAUUUUUGCUGUUGUCGCUAAGAACUUUACGUUAGUAACACGCUCUGGGCGAGGAGAAUUAUGACGUCACAUAACGUCGUAAAUCCACCAUUUUGACAUUUCGAGGCAGGCAUUUCUUUUUAAUUUCGCAGUUGUUAUAGUUAACGAUGAAGUCAGCAAAAAUAUUAAGAAAGUUUGGAGGUUUUCUUGUCACCCUUUUAAGUUAUAAUUAAUCAAAGUUAACUCGGUUCAUUGUGCCCUCUCCCGCAGGUUGAAUGACGUGGAAAAAAAACAUAAACGAGUUGUAAUAUAACAUUUUAUUCAACAUAACGCAGGUUUUAUUUACGAUGGAAGCAAAACUGAAUACGACGCAAUCAAAUCUGCUAUCAACCACACGAGCGCCACCAGCAACGUUUCCAUAGCAUUAAACAUUUUUCACUUCUCUUCAGAUUACAGCCUUUUUGACCAAGGUAAGUUAUCAAGGUCAACUUUACCACUGGACUUGGAGAUAACAUUAGCUUUAAAGGAGCUGUCAUUGUGUUAUGAAUUUUAUCAAAAUUCUAACAGUAUGAACUUCCACUGAAAUUGAGGGGAACAUAAAGUAAUCAAAACAUGAAAAGAAGGUAUUAAUAACAAAGCAAAUAAAAAAGUAGAAAUGGAUGGACAAACUUGUAAAAGAUUAAAACGGAUUGAAAUUGUGGGUUUUUGAAAACUUGUUAAUAGCCUAAGAGGUUUUUUAAAGUUCAUUUUUGCUGUUGUAACGUUUGAUAUAAUGCUUGGGAAGUAUAGUUGUUGGACUUGAAGCUGCAGUUCUUGACGAGUAGGCAAACGCGUGAUAAAUUACAGUGUUUGCAUGAGAAUCUAAUGUCGAAUAAUUUCCGUCGAACAGCUGUUCUGAAAAAAAUAUGAACUGUAAACUAAAGCUUUAAUCCGAAGGAUUCUACUGAAAAAAAUUUAGGGCGUUUCAUGCGGUAGAAGACCUAGAGCCACUUUUUAAAAUUUUCUAUACAUUUGUCUGUAAGAAAGUCCCGGGACAAAUUACAGACAAAUAUAUUAGCGAACUGCCGGUCUUAUUGAGUGACCAAUAACGGGCAAUGUUGAUUCAAUGUUGAUUCAAAGGCAUAGGACCUCAGGUAGUUAUAAUUUAUUUAAGCACUAGAAUAAACGGAAGUCAUGUUUUUAGUUCAAAUAUGUUUUAAAUCUACGCUAAAACAACAUUUUUUAAGUUAAAAGAAUAUAAGCAACUUUUCAGCCUUCCCCAAAAUUAAAGAUGGCAGCCAAAAGGAGAUUAUGAGGGGCAAAUUUAAAUUUCGAUUUUCAAAGUGAAAGCUACCGUUUUAUCCUUGCUAUCAUGCAUUUUUGUAAUGCUUAAUAGUCAAAGAUUAAUAUGUGACAUGUUUCGGCUGUUCCCCUCGAGUGAGCCAUAAACCCAAAUUUUCGGCUCUCAGCUGAUGGACCAUAUGGAAAAUCUAAAGAAAGCUUCUGGAGAAAUUUUAGCACAGAUACGUCCCCAAUUGUUUUUAGCAAAAUCCCUUGCUUUGUAGCUUCAGUUUACAAUUUAUAUUUUUUCAGAAAAGCCGUUAUGCGGAAAUUAUUCGACAUUAGAUUCUCAUACAAACACUGUAAUUUCUCACGCGUUUGCCUACUCGUCAAGAUGGCGUCGAAAACGGUGACAAGGUCUUUUAACAGAAUGAACAAGACAGCCGUGAUAUAGCCCCUAUAAGUAUCUUUUACAUACCCAUAAAACGGAGUACUGAUGAAGAGAGAGGUGUAGGUGUUAAAAUGAGCGCACCCCUGGCCUUAGAUUUGUUAUGGCGCGUUCCAAAAAUCAGACUGGCGUGCAGAACUUGUAAUUAUUAAAACGAAAUUUUAAUCGAUUCGCGAAAUUUCCGUUAAAGCCAUUACUGCUGGGGAUAUGUUUUAUGGACAGACUGAUCCGGCUGUAUUAUUCCGUAAUAGUGGAAUUCUCAUAACGACUGAACUAGUUUGGCCAGCCAGUUCUGACAAAUGGUAAGCACUCUUAGUCAGAUGAAGACUAUUUCCAGCGCAGACCGACAUGAAAAAAGGACGCUUUACCUUUAGCUUUAGCAAUGACAUACAGUAUGUUGCCCAAUAUCCGGCCGGUACCUGAGUAUCCGACCACUUAAAACAAAAACUCAAUUUUUGAGGCGCCUUUUUCAGUUCUUGGUAAACGAAGUAUUUCGAAUAAAAGCUGAACAUUUCAACUUUAAGAUGAAAGUUUUGGCUAGUUUGCCAUUUGCAAAACAGUUGCAGAAGGCCCCGUUCAGGUGAGUAAACUUUUCAUGGCUAAUAUUUACGUUGUUUACUGCGCAGCAAAACUAUUACUGUUCAGAAAUGGGUUGGUAAUAUGUGGAUUUUCAAAGAAACUGUGUUCUUAAGUACUGGAGGUACUUAAAGAAGUCAGGCUCUCAGAAAAUUAAUUAAUCCUUCUUGAAAUUCAAUUUGUUUGGAAUAACGGAGACCAGAAACAUUCAUUACGUAUUGAUGUCAGGUGCCCAGUAUCCGGCCACUUUUUCUUUGAUGUACAGAAUCGAUGGAUUAGCUGCGUUCAUUAUCCGGAUAAGAUUUAUUUCAUAUCUAUAACAAUAAUUAAAGCUUAGGAUAUAUAAUAUAAUCGUAAAAUGUAAUUCUACAGAACUCUCUAUGGAAUUUCUAUGGAAAUUUUCUUCACUCAAUCAGAGGCGACUUGAUUUCGUGUGCACGGCUUGUUUCGGGUGACUGGAAAUUCUAUAUAUAACCGGAAGCGUCGGAGUUGAAACGGGAAUUCUCAUAAUUUCCCCAGUUGUGACUGCUAGAAUGGGGUUGCAACGGUCUGAAAAAUGUCUCAAAGGGAUUGAGAGAUGUGAAAGAAGGAGGAGUUAGUGCUAGAAAGCAGGCCAAAUGUGGGGACUGAGCAUGAAGAAAUCAACACUAAAGGUCAGACUAAAUGGGAUAGUGACCUGUAACCGUCGGAUUGAGAUCCCUUAGCCAGUUUUCCACGGUUUGCAGAAAGGCUAAUUGAGGUUGCAAACCGCGGCUUUGGCUUCUCCGCGGAUGCGUUCCUUAAAUCAGUGAAAAAGGUCCUAGACAAGAAAUUAAGAACCAUACCAUUUAACAGCCGCUCGCGUUCCCCACCAUACGUCAGUCAUUUGUUAUGUUUUAUUUCACGAUGCUAGGUUUACAGAUCGAUUUAUAUUUUUGGAAUCGAUUGCCAGACUACUUUGCAAGUGCAAAAGAAGCUUAUAAGUCGCUUGCCUGUCGAAAUUGAUGUACAAUUACGCUGUUAUUGUUGUGGCCAGAUACUGAGCCAGCUGCUAGGAUACUGGGCAACAUAGGAGCUCUGCAAAAAUAUUAAUUUCGCGAUGGAAACAAAGGCAAAAAAAAUAAACUGUCUUUCGUCAUAUUAAGGACUAAAUAGAUUGUCUCUGGGCCAAAUUUCAGAAUUCGUGCGACUAAGAAAGGAUAGUUAUUGCAAUGUUAAACUGAAGUGGCCGGAUUCUGGGCAACAUACUGUACACCUGUCUUUGCAGGGGGAGGGGGUUAACGUUUUAGUGCCUUACCGUCAUUUGCUAGUCUAAGGGGCUGCCCACACUUGGUGCUCGGGAACCAGUGCCUGGGUACCGGCACAAAAUGGUGCUGUGUUCACACUUUGAGUACCCAAUAUGUGACUGUGUAUAUAGUUACUCCAUUUCGCCCUGUCAGAUGCCAUUUUGAAACAUUCGCUUAGCAGCGAGAACAAAGCAGUUGGCUGUCCGAACCUACAAAAAUUGUGUGCACACAGGGACCCGGUGUCCACUUUUGUGCCCGAGUACAAGGUCAAGACCUUGUAUUCGGACACCCGCACCGUGCCCGCAUUCUAGCGUGGGUACUUGAAAAAAGGGUGUGUUCGCGUUAGUACCCAGCGAGAACCGUACUCGGGCACCAUGCCCAGGCACCAAGUGUGACCGCUGCCUAAGGAUUUGUUUUGGUGGACGCUGGUGGCUAGACCAUGAAACACGCGCAAAUAAUAGACAUCCAACAUAAUGGAAAACCAGAUGACGUGCUCACGCAGCAAAGUAAUCCAUCACUUAACAUAAUACACACACCCCUUUUCUCAAAGAAAUACAAGGCCACCGAAAAAAGUACUUAAAUAAUUACCCCAAAGCCAACGAAUUGUACGUGAAUUCCCGAGGUUAUAUACGAAUGGACUCUCGUUAAGAAAAAUCCUAAUUUCGUCUACCCUAAAUAUGGAUAUGCUCAUAAUUCAUUUCCUAUCUUUAGUGGUUCGCUGCCACUCUGAUUUCAUUGAAAAUCGGUUCGAUCUUUCAUAUUUUGUUUAAAUCAGCAUCAACUUUACUUUCAGCCAUUGGUGUGUUCCAGCAGCAAAAUAUUACGGUACUAAUUGGCGGGAGUCAAUCGGAGUCGCACGCAUGCUCACUCUCUACAGUUACUGGCAUCCCUCUUGUUCGUCUCUAUGAAAGCGUUAUGCCAUUUAAUCAGUGCGACAAAACAGUGGAUAUGUCAGUAGACCACAGAUACUUUGCGCAAGCCACAUUUGACGUUUUAACCAGCUUUCACUGGAGGAAGAUUUCAUUAGUGUUUGAUGGUAACCAAGAGUGUCUUAGGCUCCGUUUAUUUGAAGGAAAGUUGCCCUGAGUUGAAGGGUCACCACUGCACGAAAAAUUGUAUUUACACAAAUUUGCUCGGGGCAAAUGUCGUGCAAAAAAGUGGAAACUAGGAGAAAAUCAGAGGCAAAGAGGGUAAAUACCGCAUUUGCAUUCUAGUUUACAUGGGGUUGCAAAUUCGAGGGCAAAUGCGUUCAUCGUACAUUAACCGUAGUUUGCACUUUUUUGCAUCAUAUUUGCACUGAGUAAAUUUGGUGAAAAUCAAAUUUUUCGUGUAGUGCGCGCUCCUAGUCGAGUUACCCUGGGCGGACAAUUUUUCAUCAUUUCCUUACAAAACGUGGCGAACCGAUUAAAUAAGAAACAAAAAAGUUGGCUCGUUACAAAACGUGGCGAACUGAUUAAAUAAAAAACAAAAAAAUUGGCCCGGCUAGAAGAGUGACCCGCCUAGCCUGGUCACCCUUUUGUGAUGGUACUAGUAGGUCACCUUCCUAGCCAGGCUAACUUUUCUCCACAUAUACACUGUGGCUCGCCCACCCGGGUCAAUAAGGUCAAUGUAGGACAAUCAGAGCAUGUGCGAGUGCUGUUUUAGACAAUCAGAUCACGUGCAGAGCAUGCACGGGCGCUGUUGCGGGCAAAGGGGACAAAUUUUGUCAUAUAAAUGAAACGCGCGCUAAAGUUGACUCUUCUGGGAGCUAGGGUGACCCUUCUAUCCAGAACAGAUUUACUCCAUAUAAACGGGACCUAAGUAUCAUCCAGUAUUAUUUUCUGAUGACGCAAAUUUUUAGUAAAGUGUGAUGUAAAUGUUAAUAAGAUCAUUCCUUUGCAGCUAUAGUUAGAACUCCAUUUAUACUUAGUAUAGCUUUUCCGCAAAACCGCCUAUUCCAUGGAUGAAGCAUUGAACGGCUUUAUCUGCACCUUAUGUAUGACACUCACGUCUGUCGCGGAAGAAGAAUUUACUCUUGUUGCAUCAUGCAUUUCUACAGGGCCAUUACCUCCAACGCCCAUUUCCUCUAUCCCGAGGUGUCCGUUCUAGAGAAUUAGACAGUAUGUUAAAAAUCUCUUGACAUUAUCUACCAUAUAAAAAAUACGAGAAGCCAAUGUUUCAUCGAAACAGAUGAUAACUGAUAAGCACUCGUGAAGUGGGUGGAAAACAGAAGGUGCAGACAAAUUUGCCAAUAGCAAUUCGAGUGUUUGAUAUACCUUAUCAUAUAACAAAUCUUUCCUGCAUUACUGUGAAUGCCCAAACGCGAGUUUCGGGUUGCAAAAAUACCAGCGAUGAUUUGUAUGAAUCUAUCUACCCAAGCCUCGAUCUCAGACAUUUCAUUGCGUGUGCACUGGAAAAACAAUUUGGAAGUUUCGGAACACUUACUAUAACUGAAGCAUUUUUCUGAAUUGCACUUCGACAGAGAAUCGGUUACUUGACGCUGGUUACUUUUACGCAACUUUCCACAAGUCCAACUUGGCCAUGAAUUUAGUGCAGCUUACCAACGGAAGGACAAAUGAGGAACAGAGAAAGGCAGUUUUGAAAGCUACCGAGGAAAUUGCAAAAGUUGGUCCUCAAGUUAUUCUGCUUUACACUAGCAAAGAAAUAACCCAACUACUGUUGCAACAGGUAAGACAAAAACUUUGUCUAUUCUCAUUCGCGUAAAACCCAACUUAUGAUGAUUUAAUCUGUUGGAUAGCGGAGUGCCAUAGCUGUCCCUAGGAAAGCUCUCUAGGCCUUUUAUACGCCCUUGCAAACUCAUUCGCUCUCUUCUCGCAAGUCUACUCAACUUAGGUUCCAGUAAGUUUUCCCAUCCUCCUCUCCUUCAGCGGUGCUGGAAAAUUUAUCUUUAUCCUAUACCUUUUGCUAAAUUUUUUCGCCCGUAACUUGUCCAUCAUUAGGCAUAUGGUGGCGUCAUUUUAAAGUAAAGCUACUUCGAAAACAAAUGACAUCGAGUCUAUACAGCAGAUGACCAUACCAUAUCCCUCAUUUUAUUCAUGUGAUAAAGACAAAAGGGUAUGACGUCAUCGACGUUAAUUUAUUCUCCGCAAGUUAUUGAGAUUCCCAAGAGCCUUAAAAAUGUCUACUAUACUACUACCAAAAAAGGGAUGAAAACUCGUUGUAAAUUGCAAAAAAAAUAGAUUAUGCGCGAAUUGUCAAGGCUAAGAAUGGGUUGACGAUGUGUAAGAAACACAAACGCAAACAAACCUCAAACUAUUAAUCUUUAUACAAUUGUGACGUUUACAGUAUCUAUGAUAUAUUUUAAAAGAGGGCUAUAUCAUAAUUCAUUUCGUAAAGUUCAGUGGUUCCUAACUAUUUUGGCUACUUACGAUAAGAAAAGAGGAAAUAGUUUGGCGUUUUACUCUGUAUUUAUAGGUACCCUGUGAUCUGAAGAAAUACUACACAUGGAUCCUUCAAGGAGAGGUUUGUAUUUACUGUGACAUUACAUCAAAUAUCACUUUCUGAUCAACUUUUUUCAGGACGUUACUGAGGGAGUAAGCAACUCGAAGAAUCAGGCUAGUUCUUUUCAAUCUUCGUCAAACAAUAAGGAUAUUGCCACCAGCAAGAACACUUCGUUUCCCAAAAGAUUCAACCAGUGAACCCCUAGGUACACUCCGACUAUAUCGCUAGGGCUCCAAAAGCAACUGAAAAAGUAUGGUAGCAUUAUUAUCCACCUCCAAAAUGCACUUUUACGUUGUCGCCGGACUUGUCACUCGAGACCCAGAUGGAGAACUCAGUCGAUAUCUGGGAUCCAGAUUUUCUUCAACACAGGCUUAUUGAUCUCCGCACGGUGUGAUUGACAUAUCUGUCGAACCACCGAUAUGCUAUAUUUUAUUUUCUUUCCACUGGUUGAUAAGAUACUCCGCAUGGCAUUGCUUACGCAAUCAAGAUAAUAGUCAGUGGCGUUACCUUCUUUGGUCUUUCUCUCACAUGGGUUAUACCGCCCACAAAAAAAGCAGUAUUCCGUCAUGCAGGAAACAACGUCUUAUACUUUGUUAUAGCAAAGUGUUACUUCCUUGAUAGCAUCGAAAAAUAAUAGCAAAUUGUUAUGUGCAUUUAAGGUUUUACGAUACAUAAUAAAACAACAUAUCUGAAUACCUUUUUACUUUUUAUCUAGGUAUCCUUAAACCUCGCCAGUCUUCCAAACAAUGUCGUUUUAGCUUUUAAGCUUCCAUACGUACCUGAUGCAAUUCCUGGCAUUAAUCUCCAGAAUUUCAACGAGGUAAGCUACACAUGCCUGACGCCACAGCCUUAAGAACGCCUGCGUAAAAGGCCAAUUGAAACUGCUUGUCUUUAUUUGUUGUACCCUACUAAUUUCUCUCUCGGUAAAAACGCCAAGUAAUAGCUCUUUCGAUAGCGGAGCUCCCGCGCGAGAAUUAAAGCGGGCGCAGCGGAGCAUCAUGAGUAAUAAAAUUUGGUUACCUAUGCAUCCAAGUAAUUUGGGCUGUAACAAAAUCGCCCCCUUUUGGUAUUAAACUGAUGAUAUUACUGUAAUUUAAGUAGGUCGAGGGUCUCAGAUUCUAAUGAAAAGAAAAACAAACAAAAUUAGCUCCUUGAUGCAUGUUUAUGUCUUGUUCGUAAAAAGACAGUCGAGUGUGGCUGUUGGCACAAAAAAACAAUAAAAUCAAAAAUGAAUGCACGAUUAUUGAAGAAAUAUAACGAGUAAUUAAGCAGUUAUUAACAGUUUAUGUAAAAUCUCCUUCUGUAGGAUAUUACUUCUGUUCAGGUAUAUGAUGCGGUUCAAGUCAUUUACCAAGCAUUGAACAAAGAGCCGUGUUUAUCGCUAAACGAGUCUAGUAACAAUCAAGGGGAUAAAGAUCUUAUAUUUAACUGCAUGACAAAGGUACUGACUUCAUAUAAUAUAUCUUGAUUAAUUUUGAAGUUCUUAAAAAUAAAUCCAUGGCUGAUUCUCAACUUUCAGUCCUUGAGUAGCUUAAUCUUCCUCGUCAAGGAUCGACUUAAUUUUCAACUUCUAUGGAGGACCCAUUUCCCCAAUGUUCAGGUAGCCUAAAAGUAAGGAUAAAUGACCUUAAUCCGGGAAAAAAAAACAUUAGAACCUAGAAUUUGCCACCUUGUACAAACAGUUUAAAGCUGCAUGAAAAGCACUGGUUUUAACAUCCGCAUUUUUUUUCCUGAUAUGAAAAACAGCCACCCAUGUCGUUAUUGGAUUAUUCCUAAUAGUUAAUAGGAAACCUCGCAACCUGGCCUUUAAUCGAUUGAUUAGUUGGUUGACUGAUUAAUUGAUUGAUUGAUUGAUUGAUUGAUUGAUUGAUUGAUUGAUUGAUUGAUUGAGUGAGUGAGUGAGUGAGUGAGUGAGUGAGUGAGUGAGUGAGUGAGCGAGUGAGUGAGUGAGUGAGUGAGUGAGUGAUCGAUCAAUCGAUCGAUUGAUUGAUAGAUCGAUGGACUGAUUUUAAAGUAGGUUUAUUGUUUGUUUAAUUGAUUGGAAUAAUUUGUCGUUCGGCAUCCGCGUCGGAGAUGUGGUGUUCAGUUCCAGAAGAUAAAGUUCUGCUAAGCACCCGAUCUCUUCAGAGAAAGGCCAACUUUUCCAUACAAAUUUAACCAUAAUCUUUGUUUUUCUUCUUUGUUAAAGGUUGAUAUCGCUGGCAUAAGUGGUCCUGUCCAGUUUGACGAGAACGGAAGGCGAAUAGUCUCGCGCCUGGACAUCCUUAAUCUACGCAAUAACUCCUUCAAAAAGGUAAGUAGUAAGAAGGGUAUGAAUAAUCAUAUUUUUUUCCUCGCAUUGCUUAUUCAGGCUGAGUUUUUUUGAAAGCGAAAGACAGUCUCUCGACUAGAUAUCGACUACAAUUACAUUUUCGCAAAGGCUCCUUUAAACAACAACAACAAUAAGCUUUAUUUGCAUGACUAUAACAAAGUAUUACAGUAUUGCCAAAGCUACUUGAAUUUAAUUAUUGAUUCCUUUUUAAAUUAAGUAUUUAAAAUAACUUUAAACAUAAUAAUCAUUGCUUAUUUUCAACCAUCAGUAGGAUUAAUUAUUCCGGAGACACGUUUGUCUCUCAAUUCAAAGCAAGAUAAUAUAAAUUAAUGAAAUUAAUUGGAUGUUAAUAAAAUAGUCAGUAUAAUUCAUUAGAUGUGAUAAUAAGGUCUCAUGUGAUCGUAAGAAAGGUAUUUUAAGUUGUAGUUUAGAGAAGAACAUCUCUCUUAUCGAAGAAAUACUUGGAAAAUCUAAUGAAAAGUGAGUCUCAUCUUCAAUUCUGUUACAAUUGCAGAGACUGCACAACCUUUCAUCACGCGGUAUAUUGUCGUAUCUACCUGUCUCAAUCCUAAGUUUGUGACUGCUUAUUCUCAGUUUCACUUAACGCUUUCCUAGAAGGGUUCUUUCUUCUUAGAUCUUGGUAAGCGGGGGGGCUAUAGUUCGUUUCGAUUUUGUAAUAAAAGUUACGUUUUUGUAAAUGUUGAAAGGUAGGGAAAUUAUAGUAGUCUAUCAUGUUCUUGAGACUGGAGUAAAAAACUAUUUUGACCAUUAUGAUGGUCAACAGAUAUCUUUAAAGAUUGUUUAACUAUAGAAUUUUCAUCUUUUUCUUACUUUAAGUAAUAAAGUAUUCUUUUAUUUAUAUUGUAGCGCGAGGCAAUCCCCGCGAGUACCCCUCUAAGUAAGUCACGUGAGAUGGCGUAAUAACCAUGUGCGAAGAAAUGAUUGUAAGACGAGUGAGUAGUAGAUUAAACAUGUGUUGUUCUCUUAACUCCGUGUUUUAACUGGGAAUCUUGGCGUUACACUGGUGGCAGCGGUAAACAAAGACGAACUUCACGGAUAUAUGUGUUCAAUGGCGAUAUUUCCAUGGUUUGCGUGCCUGAGUUUCAUCGCCCUCCGUUGUUUUUCAUCCAAAGUCUCUUCGUGUGUUUGCUAUCGUGGUCUCACCCGUUUGCAAUGGCGGAAAACUCACUUGUGGAUUCAGGAUUUAAAGGAAUGAGUUGUUCAACGCCAGCUAAUCCUUUUAAAGCGGGAAACCCAUUUACAUCAGAGUCUGUUUCAUCUGUAGACUCAUCAAUGCAUGUGGAGAGUCCAGGUCGGCGAUUUCUAUCAGCGAGCUUGUUUGCCUCGCCGCUGGAUCCGUCAGUACAUGAUAGCAGUGCAAGUCACCGAUUUCGCUCCAAAAACCCGUUCGCAUCGGAGAGUCAACAGGAUACUUACUCCACUGAUUUGUUUACACACCGCCCGAAGUUAAGCAAGCCUAUUAAAAAUCCUGCGGAUUAUGAUGGUACUCAGUCGCUACGUGAUUAUUUGAAACACUUUGAGCGUUGCUCUGUUGUUAAUGGUUGGAACCAAGAAGAAGCCGCUCUAUUUCUUGCUGCAGGCCUUCGAGGAGAAGCCCAAAAGGUGCUUAAUGGUAUGUCUGAUAGCGAUUGUCGAACUUACGCCAAAAUUGUUGAAAAAUUGGAGCUUCGGUUUGGUGUUGAAAAGCAGCGUGAGUUACACCAAGUACGCCUUCAUAACCGUCGCCAACUGGAAAACGAAAGUGUUCAAGCUCUUGCUGCAGAUAUUCGCUCUCUGUCAAGUUUAGCUUAUCAGGACUUAUCUCCGGUCACUCAAGAAAGAUUUGCCGUCCAGCACUUCAUUGAUGCACUCAAGGAUCGAGACGACAGGCUUAAAUUACGUAGAGAUAAACCUCGCACCUUAGAUGACGCCCUGUCGCUGGCUUGUGAACUUGAGGCGUUUCGUCUCGUGGAUGGAGACGAGCGGAGAAGCCCUCUUCAUGUUCGCUCUGUGGAUGAAGUUGAUAAAGAGCCUGAUUUGCUUAAAGCUCAGCUGGAUAUGUUACGUUCUGACAUUCGAGUGCAACAACAACGUCAGGAGACUCAGCAAGUUGCUAUGCAACAGUUAGUUGAGCAGAUACAGCAGCUCUCCAAGUCGCUCUCUUUGAACACCUCUGGUAGCCAACAGCGAUUACCUCCUUCACGUUACUCCAACCGCAAUGUUCAAUGCUGGAAUUGUAAAGAAUUUGGCCAUUAUCGUCGUAACUGCCCAAAGUACAAGUCACUUGACCGAGCCAACCCGGGCUCGGGAAACGGCCGCAGGGUGUCGCCCACGGGCCAGGGGGAUGCCUAAAUGCGAGUGAUGUUGGCCCCACAAGUGGUACUGAUGUGAACAAUGCAUUCUCUCAGCAAUUGCCAAACCAGGAAAUGACAUGUCCUAAUACACCCAUGGAACAGUCACAUGUUAAUGAAAAGUCACGAGGCCUUUACUUGCCAGGCUUUCUUGGAGGAUCUCGUGUCAUGUGGUUGAUAGACACUGGUGCCGCACGUUCAGUUUUGUCGUUCGAGGUUUAUAAUUCUUUACCUGUUAGCGUUAAGUUCAGUUUGAGUUCAGAAAAUUCUGCCAUUGCUCUUGCUAAUGGUCAACAAGCGAAAACUUUUGGUGUGGGACAUGUUGUCAUGCGCCUUGGUAACAGCGAGUUUCAAAUGCAUGUAAUUGUUGCCGAGAUUGAGGAUGAGGGCAUUUUGGGUAUGGACUUCCUGUCACAAGUUGAUUCCCGUAUUGACAUUGCGACAAACCAACUGUCAAUUAAUGGCGAAGUGUUUGAUUGUUCUGAUUUCAAGAACCAACCCCUUAGUUCCAGAUGUAUGGUUCGACGGUCAACCAUGAUUGAACCUAACACUGAGGUGAUUGUCCCAGUCCUUGUUCACAAGCGUUCAUUUAACUUAGACCCACAGUCGUCUCAAUUAGGCACGCGAUUGUUAGAACCAUGUCUGAACUCACAUUUGCAACAAAAGGGACUUUAUGUUGCAAGGACUCUGGUUGAUGUUACGGAGGACAGGGUGGUCCCCUUACGUGUUUUCAAUGUUUCUAAUGAAGUGUUUCAUUUGGCUGCUGAGACUGUGAUUGCCCUUGCUAAGCCAGUUACUGAUGUCACCUCACUAGAGCUUAAUCAAGAGAACCAUGACGGUGCUAUGGGCCAAGCUAGAGUAAUAAAUGAACAUGUGUCACAAGGAGCAGUCGAUAUGACUCUACCGAAGGCCUUGCAGGAACUACUUGAGAGAAGCACAGAUAAUUUAACUGACAGUGAAACUGAGAGACUGCAGGGGUUGCUAUUCAAUUACCAGCAUGUGUUCUCAAUUUCAGACGGGGACUUAGGCACCACGCACAUGGUCCAGCACAGAAUCGAUACGGGCAAUGCUCUUCCAAUCCGAAUUCAACCCCGGCGAACUUCACCGUGGAAACAUGAUGAGAUAGAACGACAAGUCACUAACCUCCUACAGCAGGGCAAGGUGAUGGAAUCGUCCAGCCCCUGGUCUUUUCCGGUUGUGCUAGCAACCAAAAAGGACGGUAGCCAAAGGCUGUGCGUGGACUACCGCCAGCUUAACGCAGUGACGAUAAAGGAUGCCUUCCCCUUGCCUCGGGUUGAUGAUUCUCUUGCUGCUUUGAGUGGUUCCCGAUGGUUCUCAACUUUGGAUCUUGCCUCAGGUUAUUGGCAAGUGGCGAUGGAUGCGGGCACCCAGGAGAAGGCAGCAUUUGUAACUUCGAGCGGCCUGUAUGAGUGGACCGUGAUGCCUUUCGGCCUCUGCAACGCACCCAGCACCUUUGCCAGACUGAUGGAACUUGUUUUGAAGGGCCUACAUUGGAAGAUUUGUUUGAUCUAUCUUGAUGAUGUGAUAGUUAUGGGACGCACGUUUGAAGAGGAAUUAGAGCGGUUGAAAGAGGUGUUCGAGCGACUAGCCAGGGCAGGACUAAAACUUAAGCCAAAGAAGUGUUUUCUCUUCCAGAAACGGGUUUCGUACCUCGGACAUGUGGUCACGGAAGAAGGCAUUGCUGCAGACCCUGAAAAGGUGGAGCAAGUUCGCACCUGGCCCACCCCAGAAAACAGCACGGAGGUCAAAAGUUUCCUUGGACUUGCCUCUUAUUACCGCCGGUUCAUCCCUGAUUUCUCGACCAUAGCUAAGCCGUUGUACAAGCUAACGGAAGCCAAGGCGGAAUUUGCUUGGACAGAGCAAUGUCAGCUGGCUUUUGACAGCCUGAAGGGUUUACUUACGUCCGGUAGAGUCCUAGCCUACCCUACUAGGGAGGGAAAGUUUGUGCUAGACACCGAUGCGUCAGACCAUGGCAUUGGGGCAGUGUUGUCACAGUUUCAGGACGGGGUCGAAAAACCCAUUGCGUUUGCAAGUCGGACAUUGUCCAAGUCUGAAAGGAACUAUUGUGUGACGCGUCGUGAGCUCUUGGCAAUCGUUGAGUUUGUUAAGCAACACCGGCAUUACCUACAAGGUACAAGAUUCUGCAUUCGAACUGAUCAUGCCCCUUUGCGUUUUGUUGUCCAGGCCAAAGAUCCCGAGGGACAGCUUGCACGUUGGAUUGAUUACUUGAGUACUUUCGACUUCGAGAUCCAGUAUCGACCAGGACAGCGACAUCUGAAUGCUGAUGCACUUUCCCGUAGACCAUGUGAUGUCCGUUGUAAGUGGUGUAAGGGUUGGAAGUCACAGGAGCGAGCGUCAUCUGUUGAUGUGGGUGUUCAGACCGUGAUGCAUGUCCCUUGCCAGGACAUCAAACAACCUGUGAAUUGUGAAGAACCUGUUGGUGCUCGUUGUGCCACUGUCAAGUUAGAACCAACCUGGACUUCAACUUUCGUGAGGGAACAACAGGAAGCUGACUUUGAUCUCAAGGUUAUUAUUGGUUGGAAGGAAGCCGGCAAAGAAAAACCAUUGUGGGAAGAUGUGUCGCCUCAGAGUUGUGCUGUGAAGACCUUGUGGUCACAGUGGGACCGGCUGCUCUUCAGAAACCGUGUACUUUGCCGCAGAUGGGAAAGUGACGGAGGUGAUCAGAUUAUUGACCAGGUCAUUCUUCCCGAGAGUCUUCGACAGGCUGCCCUUGAAGCUCAUCAUAGUCAUACGACUGCAAGUCAUCGUGGUAUACGAAAGACCCUAGGCGCCCUUCAAUCUCGUUAUUACUGGCCAGGACUUACUUCAGCAGUUCACAGAUUGGUCGCCAGGUGCCAUGUCUGUGGGUCUAAGAAAACCUGGGGACGCAAACGUCGUGCUCCGUUAAAGCAGUACGUGGUGGGAGCUCCCAUGGAACGAAUCGCGAUUGACAUUCUUGGCCCACUGCCAGAAACCCCGCGAAAGAACAAAUUUAUACUCGUGGUUAGUGACUAUUUCACUAAAUGGACUGAGAGUUAUCCAAUACCCAACCAGGAGGCCACCACUGUUGCAGAGAAGCUUGUGAGCGAGUUCAUUUGUCGCUUCGGUGUACCCCGUCAGCUUCAUAGCGACCAAGGAACUAACUUUGAGUCAAGGGUGUUUGCUGAAGUCUGCAGGCUGUUAGACAUUGAGAAGACCCGCACCACUCCCCUGCAUCCCCAGUCUGACGGACAGGUGGAGCGUUUUAACAGAACCCUCAUUGAAAUGUUACGUGGGAAGAUCCAGCAAGACCAGACAGACUGGGAUCUACAACUUCCAACUUGCAUGAUGGCCUAUCGUGGUGCUGUUCAUGAGUCAACCGGGGUUUCACCUAACCUCUUGAUGUUGGGUAGGGAACUGGAGGUUCCCCUGGAUGUCAUAACUGAGAGACCGCCUGAUGCAUCACCACUCAAGACGGACUAUGCACAAGCUGUUCAAAAGAGAUUGGCUAGUGCGCAUGAUUUGGCCAGGCGUCAUUUGAACAAGGCAGCUGUACGGCAGAAGCGGAACUAUGACAAACGGCUUUCUGGGAGACCAUUUGUUAUUGGUGAUUCUGUUUGGCUGCAUAACGUUCGGAGGAAGAAGGGGAGAAACGCCAAACUUGACUGUCCUUGGGAAGGACCCUACCUUGUAAUAUCGGUGCUAUCGGAUGUGGUGUACCGUAUUCAGAAGGGCCGAAAGGCCAAGCCUAAGGUCGUUCACUCAGACAGAUUAAAGCCUUACCUGGGACCCCCACUGGAGAGAUGGAUUCCGAAAAGGCAGACGCGGUUAUCGAGCCCAAGAGGAGAGGGGAGACAGACAUCGGUUGUGGAUUCAAAUUGCGUCGACGAGGGACAGUCAGCUCCGGUUAACGUGAGAGAGGGAGCUGAGCGCGACGAAACGGAAUCUACGGAAGCAGACAAGGAUGAUGUUCCCCCGAGACUCCAGAAUGCUGAUUUCAUUGGGGAUGAUAGCGGUGACAAGCCUGAGGAUGUGAGGAAACCUAAGCCUCGUGCGAGAUUGACGACCUCUGUUGCACAUGACCUUAACCAGGCGGGUGUUGGCUGUCAAACAGCUGAGUCGACUGUACAAGGUUUACCUGGGAUUUAUUCAAGUGUUUGUGGGAGACCGUCAAGGCAGCGGAAGCCACCAAGUCGAUUCGGAACUUGGGUGACUGAUUAACCUGAAAUGUUCAGGGACUGAUUAGCAUUAUAGGACAGUCUAGGCAACUAGACAAGUAUAAGUUAAUGCCUUUCAUUACCUAAGAACUGUAGACGCUUGGCACGUUGAUGAAUGAACAUUUGAGACUUGAUCUGUUGCGUUUAAUUGAAGUUGUUUUCGGAAACGAUCUGCGAAAUAGUGGACCAGCACUGGGACAGUGCUUAAGUAGGGGGGGAGUAGUGUAGCGCGAGGCAAUCCCCGCGGGUACCCCUCUAAGUAAGUCACGUGAGAUGGCGUAAUAACCAUGUGCGAAGAAAUGAUUGUAAGACGAGUGAGUAGUAGAUUAAACAUGUGUUGUUCUCUUAACGCCGUGUUUUAACUGGGAAUCUUGGCGUUACAAUAUCAAUGAUCAAACGGAAUCUGCCAAGUUCAGCUCUGCAUGCAACAUUGGAUGACUUGUUAUGGACUUCUAAAUAUCGUUUACAAAAGUGUAAAUGAGUUUUAACCCUUUAAGUCCCAAUAGUGACCAACAGCAAUUUUCUCCUAACGAUAUCCAUACAUUAUCAUGAGAUUAGGUUAUGAGAAUUAAUAAAAUGAUCACCUAAGAGAAAAUACUUUGAUCUUUCAUCAAAUUCUCUUAAGUAGUUCUUAAAGGAAAUGUUAAAGGAAAUGUAUAGAGAUCAGUUUGGAGAAUUUGUAUGUGGAUAUUGGGGCUUAAAGGGUUAAAUAAGUAGGUAGUGUAGAGGGAUCUAAAUGAUCCCGUUUUGCUCAGCGCAUUUACUUCUUUUAAUUUUGAGACUGAGUUUUCAUUACUAUUGACUUUGUCGAUGUGUCGAUGAUCAAGCUCAAUUCGUAAAGGAGCAUCUUUACCUUGUUACUUCUCUGAUUACCUAUUGACAUCGCAAACUGAAUCUUGCCGCAUUUCCGCGCGGAGGCCGAUACAGUAAACCAAUAAAGCUAGUAGAAACAUGGAAUGUGUCUUGGGUUUUUAUAGAAAAUUUCAAUAUAUAAUUUCUUAAGGCAAUGGCAUAAUGGUUAAGCUAUAAGUGAAAGAAAACAAUAAGGAAGUAGUUCAUUUAUUUAUGUAAACUUAUUUGAUUGCUUUUUAGAUAGGUUCUUGGAAUAGAACCAAAGGUUCACUGUUCUUUGAUAACAUGUCAGCUAAUGCAGUGGAUAAUUCAUCUUCAAAUGGGAAUAGACUAGAGGGAAGGAUGUUCCGGAUUGUCACGAUCGAGGUAAAAACGGUUAUAGAAUAUUUAAGACCUCCAAUUGUUUCCUAACAACUUUGGUCUUCGUGGUUGCUUAAAUGCUUCCAAUACAGUAAGCUCUUCUUUUUACAUCAUCAUCGCUAUUAUGAGGGUUUGCACUUGAUCUUAUAAUUCCCAUUUAUGUGAUCUCUCGUCAUCAUUUUUGAGCAAAAAAAGCAAUUUAUUUUAAACGUCUAUUAAACUUGUAUUAUCAUCCUCCUCCUCAUCAUCAUCAUCAUUGGGAGCUUAAGCGAAAGAGAUUUUGGCGACGCCGGAAGUGAGACCAUUUCCCCUUUAAUAUUCCUCGACGCUACCGAAUUUGUAUUGUUAUAGAGUGUCUUUGCUCUUGCAGAGACGAGUUCCCAGAAAAUUUGGGCAAAACCACUGCCCAAAGAAUGCAAAAUUUUCACUUCCUGUUGACCUGCUUAAACAUCCUAUUAUCAUCACCACCAUUGUCUCGACUAAUACCGUACAACAACAACAAACAACAACAACAAAUUUUAUUGAAAAUUGGAAAAUAACUAAUUACAUCACUUUCCCACCCGCAAAUAGCUUAUAAACUAAUCGAGGCGGGGGAAGCUGAAGACAUAUUACAAAACAAGAUUUAUAUAUAGGUGGACUAAAUAACAGUGAAGACACUACUAUACAGUAAAUAGAAUUUAAACUAACAUAAAACAAGGCAAGUACAUAACUUAGGCAUAAUAUGUCACACGAAACAAGAUAACGAAACAAAUAGAAGAAAGCAGAAGGAACACUUAAACAUCAGAAAUUUACGAAAUGUUACGCGGAGCACUCAAACACUCGUCCGUCCAUCUUAGCCACAUCACGUGGCUAAGAUGGACGUUUACUCUCCUUGAAGCUUGACCAAACCAAAAACUUGUUUUCGUGUUGAUAAUUGUCAUGUUCUUAUUUUUACAAACGUUAAACAAGGAGCCUCCUUUUGUGAGGGCAACGAAGAACAAGGAUGGGACCUUUCAAUAUGAAGGAUACUGUGUAGAUCUGAUUAACGAACUGGCAAAAAUCCUCAAGUUCAAGUACGAAUUCUACCCCUCCCCGGACGACAAAUAUGGCGCCAGAAUGGAAAGUGGGACAUGGGAUGGGAUGGUCCGUGAGAUUUUGGAUGGGGUUUGUAUGGAUUAGAUCAUAUUUAAGGCAAAAUUGUAGGUAUGAAUUUAGGAUCAUUCGUGUUUAUGUUUUUUAAAAAUAUGGAUGCUGGGAGUGGCCAACAGUAUGACCAUUGCUUUUCCUGCGUUACAGUAUUUUCAAUCGGGGGGGGGGGUUACUCCCUAUAAUGGCCUCAUGAUGGGGAGACUCCGACCGCGAAAGGGGUACCUUUUUCAGGCUUCAGGUACAUGAAAGUGUAAGGAUUUCACUAGUUGCAGUAUACGAAAAUGUAGGGAAAUCUGUCAUUUUGGUCUGUAAAAAGGCCUAAAAGGACUAACAGAUGCAUUUUAUGACCUUGAAAAGCUCAAGAAAAGUUUCUGGUUUUGUGAUGUAUUCAGACUUUUAAGCCAGUGCAUCUGCAGCCGUUAAAACGGAUGUAAAUUUCUAAGCUAGAUAUGUGAAAGGGGUACCAUUUGUCAUUAUAGGGUAUAUAAAAAGGGGUACCUUUUCGGUCAAAAAUGAUAUAUAAAAGGGUAAGGGGUUGGAAAUCCGGUCUAGUGAGCUUAGCAAUCCUCCCCAGAGCAACCAUAAAUCAACAGUGCACGCUAAAGCGUUUACCAUGUGUCUACCGUGUGUUUUAUAACAUAAAUUUUAUAGAAAACUUUUGAAUUUGUUAACCGAUAGUAAGAAAAUGAGGUGAGCGUUGUUUUUGUUGUCAUCUGCGCGAGAUCUGCAGGGUGUGGCGUGUGCUAACAAUUCUUGCAAAAGUUUUUCGCGUCUCGAUCAACUAUUACGCCUCUCUCGUGCUCUCCAAACUUCGCGCAUCCUUCAUAUCUCGACAUACGCACGCUGACGCAUAAACCAAUUGUUAAUUAUUAAUUCAUUUUUAUCUGUAGAAUGCAGACAUGGCAGGAGCACCAAUAACUAUAACGGAAGAACGUGAAAAGGUGUUGGAUUUUAGCGUUCCUUUCAUGUACACCACAGAGGAUUUGAUCAUGAAGAAGCCUUCGUCUGGAAACAAAGCAGUAGACUUGUUACAAUUUAUGACCCCGUUUGAAAAUGUGGUUUGGGUUUGUACUCUAGCGACCUUGGUGAUCAUCUCUGUAGCAAUAUUUGUAUUAAACUACUACAGUCCCUAUGCAUAUGAAAAUGAAACUGGUGAGGGCACUUCGGACAAAAUCAGCUUUUUCGACAGCGUGUGGUUUGCAUUAGCUUGUAUGCUGCAGCAAGGUGGUGAUAACACACCAAGAAGUUUGUCAGGUAGGAAAAAAAACUUUUUUUUGUAGAUUUUAAAAAUCUACUUCUUCAAUUAAUGCGUCAACUUUUCAACUUUUGAAUCCCUUUUUAGAGGCAAAUAUACUUUUAAUGGACUCAGGGUGGAAUAUAAAUGACUGUCUUUGCAAGGUCGAAGCGUCAAAGAAAAAAAGGCCCCGUGUAUAUGAAGAAAAGCCCAGUGCCCGGCCUGGUAAUUAAAGAAGGUCACUCAGCUUUACCCAGUCUUUAUAUAGGGAAAAUGUUAACCCCCGCACUUUUGCCCGAGUCAACAGCGCUCAGCUUGCACAUGCUCUGAUUGUCUCGUCAAGUCUCGCUUAGUCCAGCCAACUUUUUUUUGUCAUGUAAACGAUUCGCUUAGUUUUGUAAGGAAAUGUAGGAAAUGUUGGCUCGCCCGGGAUAGCUCGGUUAGGCAAGUAACCCUCCUACAUGUGGGACAACUUUUCUCCAUGUAUAAAGGGGGCCUAAUCGUCCCUGUCAGUUCUAACAAAAGCUACCUUACUCAGUUUUCUUAGAAUUUCAGCGUACAAAUUUCAUGUCCCCAUAGACUCCUCUGGUCACUUCAGGCUGACUAAUAAGUCUUAGGAUACUAGGUAAGAUAAUUGCCUACGUUCCGACAUUUCAUUUCUUUUUCGUUUUAUUUUUUAUUUCUUCCAUUUUUCCAUCUUUCUGCAGGUCGUAUUCUUACCGGAUGUUACUGGUUUUGCAUUCUUGUCUGGGUAUCAACAUAUACCGCCAACCUAGCGGCUUUUCUUACUGUCAAAAAUGCUGCCAACGCGAUUAAAAGCCUGCAAGACGUUGCGAAAACUUCCUAUCAAGUUGGUGUAAUUGAAUCCUCUAGUACAGCUGAGUCCUUCGCGAACACCCACCAUUUGCCGUUCGUAAAGAUUUGGCAGCGAAUAAAGGCAGAAGAAACAUUCGUCCAGAACACUUCUGAUGGAAUCCAACAAGUGAGAGAAAAAGCAAACUUCGUGCUUGUCGGUGAUGGCACUAAACUUGAGUAUAUUGCCAACCUUCGUCCAUGCGACCUAAUGACAGGUGUGUAAGGCCCCAGUGGAUCAAGAUGGCUUGCAUGAGAGGACAAGCCUUGUCCAUUGGUUAUUAACCGGGACAAAUUUACUUUCUUCGUGACAGUGAUAGUGAAAUAUAAUCGUGAAAGUAGAAUUACUCUUGCCUUUUUUUUUCCGGAACAAUUUCCGUAAGUUUUUUAUCAUUACUUAUUCAAUAACCAGAAAUAGUUCGAACUCAAAAACCGGAAAAUAGGCCACAAGGGGGCGUAAAGGGCGUACGAAUAUUAAAAAACCGCACAGAAAUACGUAUAAACACCGCACAGAAUAACACAAGAAAACCGCAAACAGCAUUGAAAUUACCAGAAAAUUUCUAAAUACCGCAAACCGCCUGGUUUUGUAAAACCGCAAUAUGGCAACUUAAAAUAAAAUUUCCGCAAAACCGCACCAAAAAUCGAGCAAAACCGCAUCACCGCAAACCCUUUAACGCCCCCUUUUCUGCGGCAGCAUGUGUAUUGAUGUGUAUUGAUGUGUAGCCUAUUUCCAAACUGGAAAGGUUUUUUUAACCUUAAAGGGACUAUUUUAAAAGGAUAUUGCUGUUUAUGUCAAUUCUCUGCUAAGGUUGUGCCUUUACUCAUUGAACUGAUCCUAUAGAGUUAUUUGAAGAAGAUAUGAUAAUCAAACAGAUUCCAUCAGGGAGCAAUAACCAGUAUAAUAUUUUUUUGGUGAUGUUUGCAAGCAUAGUUAAAACUCAGUGAAGAUGUUGAGCCAAUUUUUUCAAGUUUCAAUCCAUGUCCAUCCUUGCCAUCCGUUGCAACAGACAACAGGAGACAGUUUCAAUGGCUAAAUAUAGCCUUAAAAAACAAAACUGGACCAUUAUUUUUGAAAUUAAAUUGAAGCGAAGACACCUUUUAGCUUUUUUGAAAAGAUAGCAAAUAGGGUUGAUAUAGCCCUUUGAAGGGGAUGAAAUGUUCAUUUGGGAAAACUCCGGCAUCUGGGCUUCAGAAGCCGAGAAAAAACCCGGUUAACCAGGUUAAUCCUCUCUCAAGAAGGAUACACUGAAGUUUUACAUAGGUGAGGUAAGAUCAUCGUCAACUGAUACAGCCAAAAAGGCCGGGCAAACAGCCAAUCAGGGAUUUUUUGCGCUUCAUUUGAAGAGUUGUAUCUCCAUUCUCUAGAUAGCGCUUUCCAAAACUCAGGCCUGCCGGUCGGACCAAGGCCUUACCAGUGAUUUUGAAAAUGAAAUAGGCUUUUUACAAGAGUUUUUGAUGAAAAAAAAUCAUCUCUUUCUUGCUUACUAGAACUCAGGAUUUGACUAAUCUGGCUGGAUCGUUUUGAUUAAAGGUGAAAUUUUCAUUACGACGAAAUGGUCUAGCUGGUCGACAAUAAUGGAACGCGCCCUUAGUUAUACGCUCAAACCGUCGUUAUUGCUUGAUCUGAAUCCUAUGGUUGAGAGAAUUUCCAGAACAAUAUGACAAAUAAGCUUUAUUUUCCAUCCAGUUCCAGGUCUCAGAAGAGCUAAGGGACUGGCGUUCGGUUUUCCAGCUUAUGAUCCACAUACUAUGGAUUUUACUCUGGCCAUUUUGCGUCUUCAUGAAAAUGACUUCCUGGAUAAGCUGAAGCGAAAGUGGUGGGACAUGGCUAAUGAAUGUCCCGAAGAACAAGAAACAAGUGAGUUACAAAAGAAAUUGCACAAAUUUGUUUAUACACGAAACCCUUGAGAGUCUUUAGCCCUCUAAUCAAUCAAACGUAGCAGUUUGUAAUCAUUUUAUGGCGGCAAAUUUUCUGCGAAUGCAGCUGUUUCUCCUCCUUUCUUGCCCCGCUGUGGAUAUUUUGCGCAAGAGACGUCCAUAGCGCAGCAAGAAGCGAGGAGGAGAGACGGUUGUAUACUAGCAGGCUAGGUGUUAAAUUGACUCUAUAAAGUCAGUUGACAAUCAUCGUAUACUAAAUGCUUUUGCUGAAAGCUAAGAGUUUCUUUUUCUUGCUGUGACAAAGCCAUGUUAUGUAAAGAAAUUUCUAACUCAGAGCGAUUAAAUUUAGAGUUUCAGAGUUUUUAUUUCGUUACAAACUCAAGAUUGAUGGAUAUUAGCGAGCUUAAACAACGAUGACGGCGACCGCAAUGGCAACGAGAGGGAGAAAAAAGCAAGAGGUUUAGAUUAGCAAAACAACAACUUUGCGCGUGCAUCACCCUUUUUUGUACAUUUCUUUGCCGACGCUGCACGACUAAAACGUGAAAGUGCCUAAUUUCACGUUUCUUCGACGACGUGAACAGCAGACGACUCUUCACCUUGACUUCGUUUCGGUCCAAACAAUUGCAAAAAAAAGGACCUUGGCCAAUGUCCAGCGAUCUUGACUUCACUUUUGGUCAAAAGCUCUUAUUUAUUUUCUUUCCGUCUUCUUCCUCCCUUCCUUUUUUUUCUUUUUGGCAGCGUUGUCUCAACAGCGGAUGGGUUUUCUGAAUAUGUUGGGCGUGUACGUCGUCAUGAGCUGUGGGAUAGUUGUAGCAUUUAUAACGUUGAUUGCAGAGAUCUUCUGGAAGAAAAUGAAGAAACGGGAGACUAAACUUUCAUGUUUUAAAGGU
Porites evermanni is the source of this 27235-nucleotide messenger RNA. The record is from the annotation of a GenBank genome assembly. NCBI's taxonomy places the organism in Eukaryota, Metazoa, Cnidaria, Anthozoa, Scleractinia, Poritidae.